ACGUCCACUCAAAAUGUCAAAUGUUAAAUAUCUAAAAGAAUCUAGUGGACCGUGAAGGUCAAACAGAGCUACGACUCGGUUAAUGCUCUAUUCUGAGCAAAUGGACCAACACCACCCCACCAUCACAUGCAGAUUCAAUGCUUUCAAUGGCAGAAGAAUACAUUGUACUAUGCGAGACUUGUCAUCUUUGCCGUCGUUAUCAAUCCUUCUGUUUUUCUUCUUUCUACUGUGCCCUGCUACUUCAAGCCUUCACAGUCGUCAGAGUGGUUCAACCAAAUUUAGACACCAAGCAGUAGUGGCACGCCAUGGUGCUGUUGCUACUGAUGAUGGUAGAUGUUCCAGAAUUGGGAUUGAUGUUCUUCGUGAAGGAGGGCAUGCUGUUGAUGCCGCUGUAUCUGCUUCUCUUUGUUUGGGAGUUGUGAGCCCAGCAUCAAGCGGCAUCGGUGGAGGAGCCUUUAUGAUUGUCAGACUUGCCAGCGGGGAGUUACAUGCCUAUGACAUGAGAGAAACUGCGCCAAUGCAAGCUUCUGAGAAUAUGUAUGAUGGAAAUGCUACUAUAAAAGCAAGAGGUGCCCUAUCCAUAGCUGUCCCAGGGGAACUUGCUGGCCUUUACAAAGCGUGGAAACAGCAUGGAAGGCUCCCAUGGGAAAGGCUUGUAAGGCCAGCUGAGAAGCUAGCUCGCAGAGGAUUCAAGAUUUCACGAUACCUCCGCAUGCAGAUGGAAAAGACACAAUCAGGUAUCUUGGCAGAUGAAGGGCUUCGCAACGUAUUUACGUCAAAUGGUGAUCUCUUGCAACCAGGUGAUGUCUGUUACAACAAGAAACUAGCAGACACAUUAAGAACAAUUUCAAAAGGAGUGGGAACCUUUUAUAAUGGACCAAUAGGUUUCAAUUUGGUAAGAGAUAUUCAGAAACUUGGGGGGAUACUGACAAUAGAAGACUUGCGGAGGUAUAAAGUCAGAGUUAGAGAACCCAUCAUCACUAACAUUCUAGGCUACAAAAUAAUUGGAAUGCCUCCCCCUUCUUCAGGGGGUGCUUCAAUGAUGCUUAUUCUGAACAUUCUUGCCCAAUACGGAGUCCCGGAAGGCAUUUCUGGCCCCCUUGGGUUCCAUCGACUAGUUGAAUCUUUAAAGCAUGCGUUCGCUGUGAGGAUGAAGCUUGGCGAUCCUGACUUUGCUGAUGUUGCUCAAGUCGUAUCAGAUAUGAUCUCUCCCAAAUUUGCAGAAGAGUUGAAGAAAACCAUUUAUGACAACAUGACUUUUGAUCCUGGUCAUUAUGGUGGCAGGUGGAGCCAGAUUAAUGAUCAUGGCACAAGUCAUAUAUCCAUUGUAGAUAGUGAGAGGAAUGCUGUCUCCAUGACCAAUACUGUGAAUUCAUACUUUGGGGCACAGAUACUAUCUCCAAGUACAGGAAUAGUUCUGAAUAAUGAAAUGGAUGAUUUCUCCAUGCCUGGGAAUAAUACUGGGCAUGUUCCACCGCCUGCACCUCCUAAUUUCAUCAGGCCCGGGAAGAGACCAUUAUCAUCCAUGACACCUACUAUUGUGCUGAAGGAUGAGCAACUGAAAGGUGUGGUAGGCGCAAGUGGGGGAUCCAUGAUCAUUGCUGGGACUACGGAGGUUCUCUUAAAUCAUUUUGCGAAGGGAAUGGAUCCACUCUCUUCUAUCUUGGCUCCAAGAGUCUAUCAUCAGCUAACUCCCAACGUAGUACAGUAUGAGAACUGGACAACACUGUAUGGCGACCACUUCGAACUCUCUGCGGAUGUCAGGGCAUUCCUCCAGAAAAGAGGCCAUGUCCUGCAAGACAUUGCUGGUGGAACCAUUUGCCAAUUUAUUGUUCAGGAUUUAGAGACUACAGAAGGAAAUAAACUCAUGGGAAAGCUGGUGGGAGUUAGCGAUCCAAGGAAAGGAGGGCUGCCUGCUGGUUAUUAAAGUCGUGAGCUGAUUUUAGAUUAAUUAGUUAAGUAAUCCACAGCGUUCUACCUAUUUUGCCCCACCGAGCACAAAAAUAAAGCCUUGGAAUGGGCUAUUUUUAUCCUCUUA
Molecule: messenger RNA, 2038 nt
Organism: Populus euphratica (Euphrates poplar)
Lineage: Eukaryota; Viridiplantae; Streptophyta; Magnoliopsida; Malpighiales; Salicaceae
Product: gamma-glutamyltranspeptidase 1-like
Biological process (GO): glutathione catabolic process
Cellular component (GO): plasma membrane
Molecular function (GO): glutathione gamma-glutamate hydrolase
Source: RefSeq, a predicted model, not a curated record